GUUUAUGCCUCUGAUUUUUAUCACACAGAGGAUCGUAUACCUUUCAUUCCGGAAAGGAAGUGGCAAGUUGAAUAGCCAUCACCGCAGUCCACUGACACUUGUCAAGGCAGAGGUGUUUGUUUCCGCCGCAAGAUAACAAAGAAGUCGGAGGGGAGCCACAGAGCUGGAGAGAGACUAAUGUUUGAUGGCAUGGUAAAGACAACCUGAAGGACCUGAGAGCCAUCAUUCGCACAGAGUGGCACCAAGGUCAUCUGGCUGAGGGAUGGUUUGCCUUUUCCUGCCUUUGGAUCACUGAUGGAGUUGUCAUGACGGCCAAAGAAAUACCAUUGGACCUUUGAAGAAUGGACUUUCCAACCCAUUGGAUUAUUCUAAAAGGAAAAGCCAUCAAAGAUCACACAAAAUCACCAACAGUAAAAUUAGUUGGCCUUUUCUCAGUUCGAGGAUUCUGCUUCAGGAGGCAAAACUAUUCGUGACUUUUUCGAGAAAUUGGACUACAGAAGUUUCAUAUAGUAAGAUCUAGACAGCUUAGUAUUAAACCACCGGAAAUAUAUAAAUGACAUGCUAGAAGUGAAAUUAGAUGCACUGAAGCAGUAAAAGCCACAAAUUCAAGAAAUGAUGGAAACAAUCACUCUUUAGUGGCAUGUUCCUCACAAUUGUAUCCCUUUUCCCCCCAACUUUCCCUGCUGAUCAGGGAGACAAUCCGGUGAAAUCAGAUUUUAUGAUUGCCUUCAAAAACUCCGCUUGAAAGACAUUUGCUGAAGUGUUUUUCUUUCAACACUUUAGGUCAUAAUUGAAUAGUGCUAUAAAGGUGGGUCAGAAACCAUAAAAGAAUUAGAAUGACUGGCCAUGUUACAAUACAAUUGUUGGUACCCUGCAGGUGGUAGGAAUCCAAUAUGCUCCAUGACGUGCCCUGUAUUCACAAAAUAACCUCAGAUUUAUUUGUGAUCUCAUGGAUUAACUUUCAAGUUCUUACACAAAGACCUUUUAAGUUUGCCCUUGUGGAGUUUUACUUGGUAUAAAACUACAGCAGAUAAACACCUCCCAUCUACAUGAAUCUUUUAUAUUACAUGUAGACCCAGGCCGAAUUUCUUUCUUUUUUUCUUUUUCUAUUUUUUUAAAUCAAAAUGGCAACUUCUCGGACAGCAGGAGCUUGGACAUUGUUAGCAGCGUUGGGUUUUCUAAGCUGCAUUAGUUUUGGCUGGUGUGAGGCCUCAAGGACUAGUGACUCGACCUCAGGAGGGAGUAGACAGGAUCAAGGACCCUCGUCGUUGGAACGAGUGAAGAGAGGAUGGGUGUGGAACCAGUUUUUUGUGGUGGAGGAGUACACGGGCACAGAGCCGCUAUAUGUAGGAAAGAUCCAUACAGACUCUGACGAAGGUGAGGGCAACAUCAAGUACACUAUCUCUGGAGAAGGGGCGGGCUCCAUCUUCAUCAUCGAUGAGCUAACGGGAGACAUCCACGCCACAGAGAGACUGGACCGAGAAGAGAAGGCUUUUUACACUCUUCGGGCUCGGGCCCGGGACCGGCUUUCCAAUGACCUUCUGGAACCAGAGUCAGAGUUUGUCAUCAAGGUCCAGGACAUCAACGACAGCGAGCCCAAGUUCUUGGAGGGUCCCUACAUCGGCAGUGUGGCAGAGCUGUCACCCAUAGGGACGUCCGUUAUGAAGGUUACUGCAUCAGAUGCUGACGACCCUACCUACGGCAGCAGUGCCAGAGUGGUGUACAGCGUACUGGAUGCAGAAAAGAUUUUCACUGUUGACAGACACACAGGGAUCAUCAUGACAGCAGUGGCAGAUUUGGACCGCGAGACACAGGAUCGGUAUGAGUUGGUCGUCAAGGCAACGGACAUGGCAGGACAAAUGGGCGGUCUCUCCGGCUCCACCACGGUGACCAUAGUGAUCACAGACGUUAAUGACAACCCACCGCGCUUCCCACAGAAGAUGUACCAGUUUUCUGUGUCAGAGGGGGCAUCUGUGGGGACACCGGUUGGACGCGUCAUCGCCACCGACGCAGACAUGGGAGAGAACACAGACAUGACCUAUUUGAUCAAAGAGGAAGGGGACCUCUUUAAGGUCACUACAGAUGUAGAGACACAGGAAGCCAUUGUCUCCAUUAAGAAGCCGCUGGACUUCGAGAGCAAGCGCACACACAAUGUCGUGGUGGAGGCAGUAAACAAGCAUGUUGACCCUCGCUUUCAGGACCUGGGUUCCUUCCGGGACCAGACAAUUGUCCGCGUCAGCGUGUCGGAUAUAGACGAGCCACCCAUCUUUCAGCCAGCAGAGGGCGAUAUCAUGGAAGUGCAGGAGGAUGCCAAAGUAGGAGCGCUUGUUGGCGUCGUCACUGCCAGGGAUCCAGAUGUGAAGAAUAAACCUGUCAGGUUCUCUAUCGAUCGGACAACUGAUCAGGAGAUGAUCUUCCACAUUGAUCCUGAUUCGGGUGCCAUCACACUGGGAAAGAGAUUGGACCGAGAGACUGCAGGCUGGCACAACAUCACUGUGAGGGCUGUAGAAGCAGAAAACCACACAAUGGCGUCCCACUCAGCAGUGAGCAUUCGGAUUCUGGAUGUAAAUGACAAUCCUCCUGAACUUGCCACACCGUACGAAGCCUCUAUAUGUGAAGAUGCCAAACCGGGACAGCUAAUUCACACCAUCAGUGUGGUGGAUAGAGACGAGCCGCAAACUGGCCAUCGCUUCUACUUCACCCUGGCCCCCGAAGCCUCCAGCAAUCGACACUUUACUCUGUGGGACGUCAAAGACAACACAGCCGGCAUCCGGACCCAGCGGUCAGGCUUUAACCGCCAUGAGCAGAAUGUGUACUUCCUGCCUAUCCUGGUGGUGGACAGCGGGCCUCCCUCUCUCAGCUCCACAGGCACCCUGACCAUACAUGUCUGUGGCUGCGACACAGAUGGAGCCAUCCAGUCCUGCAAUGCCACAGCCUAUGUAAUGAGUGCUGCUCUCAGCCCGGGGGCACUUAUAGCACUACUGGUCUGCAUGCUCAUCCUCAUAGUCCUCGUCUUGCUGAUCCUGACCCUGAAACGCCACAGGAAGGGCCAGAGGAUGGCGGAGGACGAGGAGGACAUGAGGGAUAACGUCAUCAAGUACAAUGACGAGGGCGGAGGGGAGCAGGACACUCAGGCAUACGACAUGAGCGCCCUGAGGAACCUCUAUGACUUCCCAGAGGCCAAGAGCUGUGACUCUGGCCCGGACAUCCGCUCACUGCCGCAGUGGAUACAGGCCAACCGGGUGGGUGGCGGAGGUGGCGGCGGUGGUGGUGGUGGUGGAGGAGGAGGAGGAGGAGGAGGAGAAGGAGCUGCAGCAGCAGCAGCGGCGGCGGCAGACUUCUCCCUAUUCAAAGGCUACAUCCGAAAGAAGGUGGAACAGGCUGAUGCCGACCUGUCGGUGCCCCCAUAUGACUCCUUCCAGACGUACGCCUUUGAGGGCACCAGUUCACCAGCGCUUUCACUAAGCUCCAUCCACACGCUGUCCACCACCUCGGAGCAGGAUUUCUCCUACCUCAGCGACUGGGGACCACGUUUCAGGCAACUGGCAGGCUACUACGCUCCAGGAAACCAUGAGGAGGAAGGGUCCUAGCACAUCUUCUCCUCUACAGAGACGUUUAAAGUCCCUCCUCCUUCUUCUGCCUCCUCUUCUCACCCUCUGGCACUCGGAGCCAGCACUGUGUACUCCUUAAAGACAGAGCGCCACCUCUUUAUCUCUCUGAAAGAAAGAUCCCAGUGUCUAACUUUUAACUCAAGUAUUUUUUUUAACGCUUUGGUUUUUGUGAGAGUUUUUCGGACUUCAGCAUGAAAGCUCUGGCGAUGCAGAGAAAGAGUAAAGAAAGAGAUAUCCACUCACCAAAAUUGCCAUUUUAUCUGAAGGGAGGAUUUUCUCUCUCCCGAAUCAUAAGUGAGAACCUUUAUUUUAAACUGUGAGUUUCAAAGUGUUACCACAACAUAGUUAAGGUUCAACUAUGCCAAGGCAAAACUGUCUGACAAACAUGUAUUUAUUUAAGGAGGAAAUAUUUAUGUAUUUAUUUGUUUUUAUGUAUUUAUUUAUUUAUUUACACCAUGAUCACUAUGGUAACUGCAACACUGAACUCUGCUGAAGUGUGAAAGAAAAAGUGAGGGGAGGAGGACAAUUUUAAAAGAAUCACAGUCAACGUGGAAGAAAGAAAGACAGACUGCAGUGGCAGAUGACUACAGAAUACCGGCGAAGAGGUGACAUCUGGGUCAUACAAAAAUUACAUUCUGGAAAAUAUUUGUAUUUAUUUUCUAUGACCACUUUUGUAAAAUAACCAAUUUAAGACGUUGAGGAAACGUAGAGGCAAGUAGAAAGAAAGAACAGAUGGAGUGAAAGAACUGCAGAAGAAAAGAACCGUCAGUUCAGUCUAAAUGUUUGAGACUGACAUACUUUUGCUGUUUUUAGUCAUUUAUAAACGGGGUUUUGGAGGUCACAAACUGAGGACAAUUGUGUGUUAACAAUUUAUUUUCUGAUCCUCUCCACAGCCAAUUGUAAGGCAAUAAGGCACAAACCGCAACAGUGAUUUAAGACUAAAAAUGACUGUUUCAUCGAAUUGGCUGGUUGCCAGCACUGUCCCACAGGGAGCCAAUUUUCAUUCCAGAUUUUGUGUGUGAGUGUGUACAAUAUGUUCAAUUCAUUUUAUAUCCCAAGACAUUUGAUUUUGCUUUUGAUAUUUCAUUUCCUUUGGUGGAGGGA
This is a messenger RNA of Centropristis striata (black sea bass), 4715 nucleotides long. Its product is annotated as cadherin-22-like. The record is from RefSeq and is a predicted model, not a curated record. The transcript is spliced from 14 exons. Gene Ontology annotation, cellular component: plasma membrane; catenin complex; adherens junction. Bases 1125 to 3590 code for a protein of 821 amino acids. Gene Ontology annotation, biological process: adherens junction organization; cell-cell junction assembly; calcium-dependent cell-cell adhesion. NCBI's taxonomy places the organism in Eukaryota, Metazoa, Chordata, Actinopteri, Perciformes, Serranidae. Gene Ontology annotation, molecular function: cadherin binding; calcium ion binding.